Messenger RNA from Diprion similis, 557 nucleotides. RefSeq lists its product as uncharacterized. Lineage: Eukaryota; Metazoa; Arthropoda; Insecta; Hymenoptera; Diprionidae. The coding region runs from base 125 to 361 and encodes 78 amino acids. The record is from RefSeq and is a predicted model, not a curated record. The transcript has 3 exons.
UCAGCCUGUCCUAAGGCAUUUCUCACAAUUGUAUGUUAGUUGUCGAUAAGCUAGGCUUGAGCGAAGUUUCCGUGAAUAACUUUAACAUAGUUUCGUUGCAGUCGGACCACGCUGGGUGUACGAAAUGGCGAGAUUUCUUUCCUGGAUCGUGGGGCUCUUUGCGCUGAUUUCCGCUUGCGGAAUUGGUGAAAUUUUAGCGACUAUACCGCAGCCGAAGGCACCAAAUUUCCAAUACUUCGAAAGGCCGAAGUACCGUUAUCCGUAUUACGACGAAAACGGCCGAGGAAGACUUCUGUACGGGUAUGGCGGACCAGAACUUUACCAAUACAAAACUUACAGCGCUCUCGAAGGGAUACACUAGCACAGCUAACCACAUGUAGCUGGAAAAGAUCUACUGACUGACCAACUGAGCGAAUACCUCGGUAAAACAGCACCGAUCUAACGAUAGUAUUUAUUUUUUUCAUCUUCCAACUCCAAAUGGUGGGAGGAUUUUCGAAAUUAUCGUGUACCAAACAAUCUAAUGUAUCAUAGGUGAGAAAUAAAUUUAGUUUCAUUAA